Molecule: messenger RNA, 5576 nt
Organism: Eublepharis macularius
Lineage: Eukaryota; Metazoa; Chordata; Lepidosauria; Squamata; Eublepharidae
Gene: SRF
Product: serum response factor
Exons: 8
Coding region: 152-1870 (572 amino acids)
Biological process (GO): positive regulation of transcription by RNA polymerase II
Molecular function (GO): RNA polymerase II cis-regulatory region sequence-specific DNA binding; protein dimerization activity; DNA-binding transcription factor activity, RNA polymerase II-specific
Source: RefSeq, a predicted model, not a curated record
UGUGGAGUGAGCAAGCGGAUAGGCAGGCAGGAAGGCGGGUGGCGGCUGUCCGGAGAGGGGCCGGGCCGGAGCAGCCGGCGCGGGGGCCCAUGGCAGCGCCGGCCUGAUCGAAGGCGCAGUCCCGUUUGGCUUCGUGGGAGGCGGCGGCACCAUGCUGCCCAGCCAGGCCGGGGCCGGGAACGGCGCUGCUGCCCUGUCUCGGAGCUCGGUGAUGGGCAUGGCGCGGACAUCCUCCGGCCGGCCCGGCCCCGGGAUCCCGCGUGGAGCCAACGGUGGCGGCGGCGCAGGGAUCCGGGGCCCCGGCAACGGGACAGGCCCCCCUAGUGGGCAGGGGCCGGCGGGGGGCCGCUUCGAGCGGGACCGGGACGUGGGGGCGGCAGCGGCGGCGGUGGCUAGCGGCAGCGAAGGCGAUUCCGACUCGGGCGAAGAGGAGGAGCUGGUCGGCGAUCGGCGCGGCGUCAAGCGGACUUUGGGCGAUAUGGACCUGGGGGUGGUGGUGGGAGCGGAGGCGGCGGCGGCCGCGGCGGGGGGCUACGGCGGGGUGAGCGGCGCGGUGAGCGGCGCCAAGCCCGGCAAGAAGACCCGCGGCCGCGUCAAGAUCAAGAUGGAAUUCAUCGACAACAAGCUGCGGCGCUACACCACCUUCAGCAAGAGGAAGACGGGCAUCAUGAAGAAGGCCUAUGAACUUUCCACUCUAACGGGCACUCAAGUGUUGCUGCUGGUGGCCAGUGAAACAGGCCAUGUCUACACAUUUGCCACAAGGAAGCUCCAACCCAUGAUCACCAGCGAGACAGGGAAAGCGCUGAUCCAGACAUGCUUGAACUCUCCUGACUCUCCUCCUCGGUCAGACCCAACCACUGACCAGCGCAUGAGUGCUACGGGCUUUGAGGAGACAGACCUCACUUAUCAGGUGUCCGAAUCAGACAGCAGCGGAGAAACAAAGGACACAUUGAAGCCUGCAUUCACAGUCACCAACCUGCCAGGGACAACGUCAACCAUCCAGACGGCACCCACCACCUCCACCUCCAUGCAGGUCAGCAGCGGUCCCUCGUUCCCCAUCACCAACUACCUAGCACCAGUGUCUGCCAGCGUCAGCCCCAAUGCGGUCACCAGUGCCAACGGGACAGUGCUGAAAACCACUGGCACCAGCGCAGUGGCUUCUGGAGGGCUAAUGCAGAUACCCACCGGCUUCACACUCAUGUCAGGUGCUCCACUCCCUUCUGGGACCCCUACCAUUCCUCUCACUCAGUUACAGCCGCAUGCACUGGCUCUGUCCAGCCAGCAGGGCCAGGUGGCGGUCGCAGGCACACCUGGACAGCUGCAGCAGGCACAGCAGACAGUCUUCCGAUUUCCAGCCACAGCCGGAGGGCAGAUUGUGUCUCUGACAGGUAGUACCGUGGCUCAGCAAGUUCCUGUGCAAACCAUCCAGCUGCAUCAGGCCCCCCAGCAGACGUCGCCCACAACUGACAGCAGCACUGACCUCACUCAGACCUCUUCCAGCGGGACAGUGACCCUGCCAGCGACUAUCAUGACGUCAUCAGUGCCAACCACAGUGGGAGGCCACAUGAUGUAUCCCCCUCACACGGUGAUGUAUACGCCCACAUCCGGUCUCACAGAUGCUGGACUCGCAGUUCUUAAUGCCUUUUCUCAGGGGCCAUCAGCAAUGCAGGUUUCACAUGGACAGGUCCAGGAUCAGGGUGGAGUCCCUCAGGUGUUUUUGACAGCGCCAUCAGGGACGGUUCAGAUCCCCGUCUCAGCUGUUCAGCUUCAUCAGAUGGCUGUCAUCGGGCAGCAGUCCAGCAGCAGCACCAACUUGACAGAGCUGCAGGUGGUCAACUUGGAUACGUCGCAUAGUUCCAAGAGUGACUGAAGAUGGCUGAGGACCUGGGAAGGAAAAGGGGGAGAGUGUAUACCUGGCACCCACACCUGCAGCCACCACCGCCAGCUUUGUGCUGUGCAUGGCCCAGGAUCAGCGUGUUCCUGAAGCUGCACUUGGCACCAGGAUGUCGGCGGUCCCUAUUUUUGUACAGACUCCGUCACUUAUUUAUUGUUGCCUUUUUCACGUUUUCUUCUCUCACACUUGACACUCACCCACACGCACAGACAUAUACACACACGCAUAUUAAAGGCCAGCAGGCGGGAACUAAGCAUGGGCUAAAGGGGUGGGGGUGGCUUUGUUGUGUUGCAACGUUGCAUUUACGGUCGACUUUUCUCCCCAACCCCUCCCCAUUCCAGCCAAAGAAAUUCUGUCGCACAGGUGGGAGAGUUUGCUCUGCCAUGUAUAAAAGCCGCCUUCUGUUUUCCAUUAUGGGAGUGGGAGUGUAUUCUGUCACUCCCCCUCCCCUCCCUACCACUGAGUGAACUUCCCUCCUUGGUUGAUUGCCUCUAGGCAGAGCAACAGAGGCUGUGGGAGAGAAGAUGGAAUACAGAAGGCCUUGAAGGCAACAUCAGAGGGAACCUUUGGUCAGAGGCAGCCAUCUCUAUUGUCUUUUUAAAAAACCAUGAUGGGGAAAAAGGGCUCCCCCCACCCCCCACCCCCAAAGUUCAUGUCCUUCAAGCUGGCUGCAGCCUUGUGCCUUCAAGCAAUCAGUGACUGCAUUGUGGGCUGGCCACAGUGUUGGUGACCUCCCUUUAUUUUUAGCAUGUUUCUGCCAGAAUCUACCCAAGGUUUCUGCUGAGGUGGUUGGAAAUGGGGUGGGUAUGUGGCAGCACAGAAGGCAAAGCAUCUUCAGCAUACCCCUAAGUUGCUCUUCUCUCAGAAUGGUUGGUUGGCGAAACAAAAACAACCCAAUAGUUGGCUGUGUGAUAUACAAGUGGCAACUUUUUGCCUUUUGAAUCUGGCAACACAACACAUUUCACUGCCAAAAAGGGUGUUUGUAAGCUUCGCAUUGCUCUUUCUGGAGACACAUUUGGCCGCUCUGAAGUCCAGGAGCUGCAGUUGCUCCUAGCCUUUGGGUGAUGCUUGCGGAAAGCAUCCCCCUUGGACAGGUUCUGUUGUUUUUGCUGGUAUUUUCCUCUGGGAAAGAGGAGGAAUUGAGCCACAGUCCUUUUUAAUUAGGGAGGGUAUAAAGGAAGGGAGUGGGAAACAAAUAGAGAGAGCUCUAUUUUUGUAACUUUUAAACUUGAUUAAAUGCCUUCCCAAACAGUCGCGCAUGGAUACUGAGACAUCAGUAGCUAGGAGCGCAAUAAUUGAAGUUGGUCCACAGCUUCUGUUCAGGCAGCCCUGAAACAAGACAGUGUGUUGUAUUGUCAACGAACAUGUUCAACAUGUGUCUGCCAGGCAGCCCUCUGUCCUUACUUGGAAUUGGGUGGAUGGAAAAGGAUAGAGCCUAGGCCAGGGGCAGGUGAGGGAAAUCUGUUUCCCUUGUGACAAAAGUGGGAAAUACUGGAGCGGUGGCAGCUACUGUUGAGUCUGUUUUUUUAAAAAAGAACUCCCUGUCACGUUGCUUCAGCAUGCGGCUUGGGGAGAAUAAAUGCAAAAAUGGGAAAAAAGGGAAAAGCCACAGGGCUACUGAGUCUGCAAGGGAGAACAGGAGAGUACUUUGUGCCUAUCAGUGGGAGGAGCAAUGAACUCUCCUGUUGGUAGAGAAGCUGUGCUGUUGGAUAGAUACUUGCACACAAUCAUGCACUUCAUUCUAACCACACAGGAAGCAGCGAGGGGAAGGAGUCCUUCAUCCCUGUCACAGGAAAACAAGGAGUAACUUGCAGCAAGCAGCUUAGUGGUUUUGCCCCUCGAGGGCCAGCUGCGGAGCAAGGAGGCUGCAGACUUUUUAGGGAAAGGAAGCAGCUACUGUAACUUUUUUUCUUUCAUUUUUUUUAAUUAAAAACAAAAACAAAAGAAGCCUUGAAAAAAAGACUUUAUUUUUCUAAGUGUUAAACUCAGUAUUUAUGUAAUUCUUAAAGGAAUUAAAGUCUGGCUCCUGUACAGUUUUCAUGGGGUUUGUAUGGGUGGGGUGGGGGAAGAAUGGGCCAUGGAGGGUGGGGAGGGGAAAAGGAGAGGAAAAGGGGCCUUUGUAUUGUAACCUUUGGAAAUUAUUUCCAUGAACAUUAGCGUUUAAACUGGUCCUAGAUCAGGCUCGAUGGAAGGCUUGAGCCAAAGCCAGAAGGGAGUUGUGUGUUGCCAGUUGGAUUUAAUCAGCCAGACGAAAGCUCAAGCCCAGCUCCUGCUCCACAUCCACCUUAUGAAUGUUUAGUAGCAAUUCUCUGGCAUCCAGGGGAGAAAGAGAGGUAGAGGGAGGCAGCAGAACAUCCUUUUGGUUACUCCCUCUCCUUCCCCCCCCCCCAAGCAUUAUGAGCCCACAGAACCUCUGAACUCUAUAGAAAUGCUCUUUCCAUUUGGCAAAAAGGGGCAGUACAGAGAUGGUGGCAGCUACAUAAGAACUGAUGUGCUGUUUGAAAACUCUCUGUCAUGUCAUUUCAACAUGAGGCUUGCCAUGAACAAAUGCCCCCCAAAUGCAUUUAACAAAUUCCACUGUUACCUAACAGUGUUCCUGUAUAAUGGUUUAAAUGUCAUUAUUUGCACACUCCUAGAUUCUUACAAGUUCUACCAAAUUUUACUUCUGCCUGCCCACCCUCCAGGCUGCAGCCUUUCCAUAGAGCUGUCUAGUUAGUAUCAUGAUUGUGCUUUGAGCUGAACAAUCUCUUUCCAUUAUUAAAAUAUUCUUUAAAUGCAUAGAUACUAUAAAUUGGGGUUUUUAAAAAGUUUUCUGGUGCUGAGUUUAUUGUUCAGUCUUUUUAGAUGAGUUUUGGGGUUCAAGAGAACAUGACAUCUUGGGCAGAUACAGAGUAGUUUUACCAAGUAAUAGCUUAUCACUGUGUAUAUGUAGCCACUUUGUAAGGUAGUGAUCUGUGUACCAACCUGUCAAAUGAUAGAGUUUUACUACAUUUGUAUAUCUGACGAGAAAUCUUGGGAGGUAGGAGAUGGGUAAAAUUUUCCUUGCAACAGGUUGAUUUAACAUUUAACUAGUCCUCAAGCACAGUGGUAAGCAUGUCUCUUGGUAAAUAGUCAAAAGUAUUCACCCAUUGUGGAGUUAAUAAGCAUGAAGGAAAAAGACAUUUUGAGUAUGCAAUCCUUUUUGUUUCAAGAGGAAAUCUGGUGGAAAUAUUACAGUGAUUCUACCUGAGAUAGAGGCGCAAUGUCAAAGAAGUGGUUCUCUAAUCAUGUUGUUAAAUGCAACGUCUGUGUUCUGUUCUGCAUUUCUCUGUUGUACUGUUGACUUCCAGUGCUGUAGACCUUGCUCUGGGGAGUCUAUAUUCCCUCCUUCUCAUUCAAGAAGUUGCUCUUCUACAAAAAGCACCUGCCAGAUAAACGCUAAUGUUGCAUGUAAUUUAAAGUGUUGACUUGUAAGAACACUUAUCAGGGAAGAAAUGGCAUUUAUUGUGUGGUGAUCUUUUUUUAGUUCACUUUACAGAUUGUUUGGGGUUUUUUGUGUGUGUGCGUGCGUGAGUGGCAGUGUGUGGGGUUUGUUAAUUUCCAGGCUUGUGUUUCUGGAAGGAUGUGACAGUAAUCGCAGUACUAUGUACAGAGCUUUCUUUUGUAUUAAAAAAAAUACUCUUUCAAUAAAUGUAUCAUUUUG